AUGGAUCGUCUCAUCGAUGAUCGCGCAGUCCUUGAUGAGGAAGAGGAGGAGGAGGACGAAUCCUUCGACGAAGAGACCGGCGAAAGGAGAACAAAGUCAAGUGGCGCAAACGGCCGUUUUGACGAUUCCUCAGAAGAAGAGGAAGAGGACGAGGACGAGGAGGCCGCGGCGGAGAUUGCCAAAGACUUCAUUGUCGAUGAAGAUGAAGAUGAUGAAGAAACUCGACGAGAACGGAGACGAGAACGGAAGAAACGCCGCCGCGAAGAACGUGAAGACGAAGACCUCGAUGAAGAGGAUUUGGAAUUGAUCGGCAUGAAGCCAACCGAGGAGCCGACCGAAUCAAAGUUCAAGAGACUCAAGCGAGGCCCUCGCGAAGACCGCGAUGCACAACAGCAUCCUGGGGUGAAUGAUAUUUUUGGCCAUUCCGACGAGGAAGAGGAGGCAGCUGACUACAGUCGGCGGAGUCGUCAAGAUCGAAGAGGGCUGCAGGACGAGUUUGACGACUUCAUCGAAGAGGAUAUUUUCUCAGAUGAAGAACAACAACGGCAACGCGAAGAUGAGGAAGUGGCCAGGCAUAAUCGUCGAGGCAUCGCAGAGCUAGGCAUCGCAGAUGCAGCUGGUCUCGAUGAGCAGGCUCUAGAAGACUUUCGUGCAGCGUUCGGUGAUGGAACAGAUUACGACUUUGCACUCGAAAAGGAAGAAGAGGCUGACGAAGAAGAGGCCGAAAAAGACAAGAAUCUCCAUCUCAAAGACGUCUUUGAACCCUCUCAGCUGGCCGAGAAGCUUUUGACCGACGAGGACAAUGAAAUCCGAUUUACUGAUAUACCCGAACGACAUCAGCUAGCUAGGAGACCAUAUCGCGACCUUGAAUUGACCGAAGAUGAGGUCAAAGAAGAAGCUGCGUGGAUAGCCAACCUCGUACUGCCGUCGAAAGGGCACGACCCUAUUCACCACGAACCAUUCAGACGGGCUGUCGCAGAUAAUCUGGAUUUGAUGACUCGGCAGGAUUUUGAACCACCGUUUAUUUACAUGCAUCGAAAAGAUUAUCUGCUGUUCCCUCAGACUAAGGUGGUUGGUGUACAGGAAGACGGGACUCCAAAAGUUGUCGAUGACACCGUCAAACUCCUCAAUCAGAAAGAUCUGUGGCGUAUCUUGGAGCUCGAUCUCAAAUAUAGAGCCCUUAUCGAAAGGAAACGAGCGCUUCAGAAAACAUACGAUGAUUUGAAGUCGACUAAUGUGUCCGAGGACAUCACUUUCGAACAACUCCUCCCACGAGCUGCUACGAUGGAGGAUCUUCAGGAUUUGCAGGACUAUCUGUAUUUCGAGUACGCAUCACAGCUUAAAGAUUUGGCCCUGACCUCGAAUGGCGAGACCAACGGUGUGAAUAUGUCUCAGAAGAAAGCUUCGACGAGAAGUGUUUACGAGGAAAUUCGUGCCUCGAGAGCAUUCGGUCUCGUUCGUGCCUUUGGAAUAACUGCAGACGCAUUCGCACGAAACGCCGCCAGAGAAGGCGUCCGAACGUACACGGAAGAUCCCUCUGAUAGCCCAGAGAAUCUUGCUGAAACACUGAUCGACGAAGAAUUCUCUACGGGCGCCAGAGUGCUCAAAGCGGCGAAGGCGAUGUUCGUCGAACAACUAGCCACGAGCCCACGAUUUCGCCGUCUCAUCAGAGAGAAGAUCUUCCCCCAAGGGGUGAUUGACUGCCACCGUACCGAAAAAGGUCUUCGCAAGAUCGACGAGCAACAUCCUUACUAUGAAUUCAAAUAUCUCCGGAACCAGAAAUGCAUCUAUUUCAGCGAACGACCUGAUCUGUUCCUUAAGAUGCUGAAGGCAGAGGAAGAAGGCUUGAUCGAGAUUCGGGUUCGACUGCCCGAGCUGGAUACUUUCAAGAAAGAACUCAACAAGCAGAUUGAAACAGACAAUUACUCUACUGUGGCUGAUGCGUGGAACCAAGAGCGCCGUGAGGCCGUAUCGAGUGCCGUUGACAAGAUCAUGAAGCUCAUGGCCCGGUCGGUUAAAGAAAAUCUCAAGGAGCAAUGCGAAGCAACUAUCGGGAAUGAUUGCCGCGAUGAGUUCUAUGUAAAGCUCGACCAGGCUCCCUGGAAGCCGAGAGGGUUGGCGAAAGGUACUGUUCCGCGGGUCUUAGCCAUGACGAACGGUGGUGGAGCAAUUGGCCGUGACCCCAUCUACUGGGCCUACGUCGGUGACGAGGGUAGAGUCCUUGAGCAUGGUCAGUAUAAGGACCUCGGCCCUGGCAAUCGAGAACGCGGCAUCUCCGACGGCAAGGAUGUUGACGCCCUAUUGGAAGUCAUUCGGAGGAGGGAGCCUGAAGUUAUCGCGGUCUCGGGAUGGUGUCCUGAUACCCGCAAACUUCUAGCAAACCUGACCACCUUGGUCAACAACCAUGACCUCCGAGGUGCGACAUACAGCGACGAUGAUGACCAGGAUCGAAGCGAUCUUUUGGAUGUCAUUCUCGUCAACGACGAAGUUGCCCGGAUGUCGAAAUCAGGCGAUCGCAUGAAAUCUGAUAACCCCGGGGUUCCUGAAAUGGCCCUCUACUGUGUCGGACUAGCGAGGUACAUGCAAUCUCCCUUGAAAGAGUAUGCCGCUCUAGGUCGAGACAUUGUAUCCAUCAACUUCCACCAAACCCAGAACCUUGUGCCGCAAGACAAAUUAUUGAAGAAACUGGAAACUGCUCUUGUCGACACGGUCACCAUGACCGGCGUGAACAUCAAUGAGGCCGUAACUGACCCCGGGCUGGCAAACCUUCUUCCCUAUGUUGCCGGCCUCGGACCCCGAAAGGCUUCCCAGUUGGUGAAAGUUAUCAACCUCAACAACGGAUUUGUCAGGGCUCGUGAGGACCUGCUGGGUCUCAACGAUAAAUACCAAGCGAUGGGACCCAAAGUAUGGGCCAAUGCUGCAUCCUUCUUGUACAUCGACUUUGACAUGUCGGAUCCUGACUCGGAGUAUUUGGACAACACUCGAAUACACCCUGAAGAUUACGACAUCGCCCGGAAAAUGGCAGCUGAUGCGCUUGAACUUGAUGAAGAAGAUAUUGAGGCCGAGAGACAAGAAGGAGGAUCAGGAGCUAUAGUUCGCCGCCUAAUACGAGAAGAAGCACAGGAACGCGUUCAUGACCUGGUUCUCGAAGAAUAUGCCGCGCAGUUGGAACAAAAUCUGAACUCAAAAAAGCGCAGCACUCUGGAGAACAUUACCGCCGAACUCAACGAUCCAUAUGAAGAACUGAGAAACCCAUUCCGGGUAAAUCUAGGAGAGUCGGAAGUCUUCACAAUGCUCACAGGGGAGACCAGAGAAUCCCUGCAGAGAGGCAUGAAUAUUCCAAUGACGCUCAAGAAGGUCACCGACGAUCACAUGGAGGGCAGACUUGAAUGCGGAUUGGAUGCUGUGGUUGAGGAUCGUCAAUGGGCAGACCCUGCGUUGUCGCCGAAGCAGUUAUACAAUAUCCAUCAGACCGUUCAAGCCCACAUCACCUCGAUCAACCGCAAAGACUUUAUAGUCACUGUAAGCUUGAGAGACGAGCAGUUGAAAAAACCAUUCAAGAGAUAUAGUCACAACGAUCGAAACUACGACGAGUGGGAUGAUCGCGAGGAGGCUGCGGACAAGAAGUUGUUGGAAGAGAAGACGGAUUUGGGCAACCGGGUCACUCGAGUGAUCAAGCACCCCCUAUUCCGGCCGUUCAAUGCAAAGCAAGCAGAAGAGUAUUUGGGCAGCCAGAAUCGUGGUGACAUCGUCAUUCGCCCAUCAUCCAAAGGAAACGAUCAUCUUGCCGUAACAUGGAAGGUUGCGGACGGUAUAUUCCAACAUAUUGAUGUCCUUGAACUGGACAAAGAGAACGAGUUCUCCUUGGGAAGGACGCUGAGGAUAGGUGGACGGUACAACUACUCCGACUUGGACGAACUGAUCGUGCUACAUGUCAAGGCCAUGGCUCGAAAAGUGGACGAGAUGUGCAAUAACGAGAAAUUCCAGAACAAGUCCAAGGCUGCAUUAGAAGAGUGGUUGACAACCUAUACCAAUGCUAACCCCAAACGCUCCAUGUACCAAUUCUGCCUCAACCGUGAGCGACCAGGGCAGUUCCACCUCGUCUUCAAGGCGGGCCAAAACGCGAAGCUGAUGGACUGGAGCGUGAGGGUGAUUCCACAAGGGUUCGAAUUGAUGAAGCAACCAUAUCCCACCAUGAGAGAUCUGUGCAACGGCUUCAAGCUGAUUUUCCAGAACAUGCAUGAGGCGGCGGCGAUGGGCAGGCCUAUGCGAAGAUAG
Molecule: messenger RNA, 4278 nt
Organism: Cladophialophora bantiana CBS 173.52
Lineage: Eukaryota; Fungi; Ascomycota; Eurotiomycetes; Chaetothyriales; Herpotrichiellaceae
Exons: 3
Coding region: 1-4278 (1425 amino acids)
Biological process (GO): transcription elongation by RNA polymerase II; mRNA transcription by RNA polymerase II; nucleosome organization
Cellular component (GO): transcription elongation factor complex
Molecular function (GO): DNA binding; histone binding; nucleosome binding
Source: RefSeq, a predicted model, not a curated record